AUGAUGGCCUUCCCCUCUUUAACAUGGCCGUUCCGCCGCCGAGCCGCCGCCGGCGCCAGCGGCGGAGCCGGCCCAAGCAAACCCUCCGCCGCUGAGGGGAAGGAGGAGGACGCGGAGGAGCUCGGCGUCACGCCGCAGCUCCUCGACUUCCUCCGGACGCUCUCCCCCGACGCCUUCAAGUCCUCCGCCCUCCAGCUCCACCAAGGGGCCUCGGCGGAGGCGGCGGGAGAGCUCUCGGACUGGCAGCAGCGGCACGCCGUCCUCGUGCUCGCCAGAGCCAAGGAACUCGCUAAGGUCCGCUAUGAUUUGUGCCCACGCCACAUGAAGGACAAGCAGUUCUGGACAAUCUACUUCCUGCUCGCCAGGACCUACAUCUUGCCGUACGAGUUACGUGCCAUACAAAAAGAGAAGGUAAGAAGGAUGGAGACAGAGAACGGAAAGUCAAAAGAAGUGAUUGCUGUUGAGGUGGAGAUGCAGGAAUCGAAAUGCAGUAGAGAAUCUCAAACGUUACCAGAUGAUUCAGAACCUCAGGAUUCAUAG
This is a messenger RNA of Triticum turgidum subsp. durum (durum wheat), 540 nucleotides long. The record is from the annotation of a GenBank genome assembly. Lineage: Eukaryota; Viridiplantae; Streptophyta; Magnoliopsida; Poales; Poaceae.